Messenger RNA from Cordyceps fumosorosea ARSEF 2679, 474 nucleotides. RefSeq lists its product as hypothetical. The transcript has 2 exons. Bases 1 to 474 code for a protein of 157 amino acids. The record is from RefSeq and is a predicted model, not a curated record. Gene Ontology annotation, cellular component: trans-Golgi network. Lineage: Eukaryota; Fungi; Ascomycota; Sordariomycetes; Hypocreales; Cordycipitaceae.
AUGUCCAUGGCCAUGGCCGACCACCACGAUAAUCAUUCUACUGGGUCCCAUCCCAUUGUGCGCUCCGACUCCUCAGCAUCAACGGCCUCUGAUCAUAACGACCCCAUCAUUCAUCAGCCCAUUCCGACCCGUCCGCGCUUACCAAGCCGUAAGAGCAGUGGGCCGCUCGUCGUCCCUCGUGACAGCUCAGAAGUUGGGCCUGUCGAGUCGCAUUUUGGGCCCGACGACGUCAGAGCCAUGAGUCCCCGGCGAACUAGCGAGGAUAUCGACAAGCUGGGCAGGGAAGCCCGCGAAGAGCUGCGCCGACAUGCGAAAGCUCUCCAAGAAUCGCUCAUCGACAUCUUCAACCGCAUAGAGGCCGUGCGCGAAGAGCACGACAAGCUCGACAACAACAACAAGUUCCUGCAGAAGUACAUUGGUGACUUGAUGAGCACGAGCAAGAUUACCGCCUCCACUAGUCGAGCCAAGAAGUGA